Molecule: messenger RNA, 468 nt
Organism: Miscanthus lutarioriparius
Lineage: Eukaryota; Viridiplantae; Streptophyta; Magnoliopsida; Poales; Poaceae
Source: the annotation of a GenBank genome assembly
AUGGAGGAUAACAUGGAGGAGUUAGCGAGCUCCGGUGGUCCCCCGGUGAGCCAUGCCAGUCAAGCCCAAUGGAAUGAUGCAAAUAAUGCUUGCUUGUUAGAAUUGUGCAUAAAGCAACGUAGAGCAGGAACGUAUAAUGGUUCACAAAUGAGUGGUGAAGGGCACCAAGCCGUUGUCGAUGGCUUACUUGCUAGAAGAAGAAAAAAAUCAUACUUAAAGAAGGUGCUGACGAGUCCUCCAGCAAACGAGGACUUGCUUGAUGAACUGUUCAGAGGGUACACUAUGGAUGGCACCACAACCUUUGUGCCUAGUGAUGAUUAUGGUGACAAUGAGGGGCAAGAUGCAAGGACAGAAGAUGAUGAAGAAGAAGAGUUUGCACAAACACCUACAAGUAGAAAGCGACCAGGAGGAGCCAGGAGGGGCAAGAGGGCAUUGAUUGGCACUACAAGCACUUUGACCAUCCAGUGA